CGACGACCACAAGACCACCAUGUCGUCGGUGAAGGACGACUCAACGCGCCUCAUCUACCCUCCAAACGUUGUGCAUAACAGUGCUCUUAACUCUAUCAAGUUCCUGUCCUCGUGCUUUGCGGGCGCGGUUGCCGGGAUUUUGGGGUUGGAGAACUGGCUGGGUUUCGCCUUCUUUGCGGCUUCGACACUGCUUACCGCCGCUUGCAUGUAUGUCGUCAACUGCAAGGGACGGCCAGCAAAGUACAUUCCCGGUGGCGUUAGGGAGUUAGCGAACCCUGGGCAGGAUAACGUCUUCUCCUUCGUGUUAGUCUGGACUCUCUUCUAUGGAAUUGUACAUGUAUACGACUGAAGAGAUGGGGUCCUCGGUUUCAAUGUUCGUUUCGGCCGCAAUAAACGCACGUUUUGCAGAACCUAUUUAGCACUGCUGUCCCUGAUUCUUGGCGCCAAAGAUACGAUCGAGCGGAAUAUCAUCUGUAUUUGGCAGCCCUGACAUACAUGUCUGAGCAAGGCAACAUUCUUCUACUUGAUCAUCAAAGGCCCGCAUUUUUCAAUUUCGCUGUACUGAACGUUAGAAGUGAAACUUUCUUCCAACUUUGCCGCAUAACUGUUCUUUCCUGCAUCCGGGACCUGAUCGUAAUCGGUAGGUUUUGG
This is a messenger RNA of Fomitiporia mediterranea MF3/22, 651 nucleotides long. RefSeq lists its product as uncharacterized. The transcript is spliced from 3 exons. Gene Ontology annotation, cellular component: membrane; EMC complex; endoplasmic reticulum. The record is from RefSeq and is a predicted model, not a curated record. Gene Ontology annotation, biological process: protein folding in endoplasmic reticulum; autophagosome assembly. Bases 20 to 349 code for a protein of 109 amino acids. NCBI's taxonomy places the organism in Eukaryota, Fungi, Basidiomycota, Agaricomycetes, Hymenochaetales, Hymenochaetaceae.